AUGACAGCGACUCCGAGGACCCCCAACAGACCGAACCAGUUUGGGGCACGAAUCGAGCCCAACAGACCGGACCAGUUCCACCUACAGCGACGACUCAUUGGACAUCCGAAAUACUUCCCACAGCAGACGAUCAAGGGAGACCCCCAAUUCGCUUCCGACUCCACAAAACAACGCCGCUUUGACAGCUCCCAUCUGACAGUUUGCCACUUUGACAGCUCGUGUUUCACAGCUUGCCGCUUUGACAGCUUGCCGCCUUGA
Podarcis lilfordi (Lilford's wall lizard) is the source of this 258-nucleotide messenger RNA. NCBI's taxonomy places the organism in Eukaryota, Metazoa, Chordata, Lepidosauria, Squamata, Lacertidae. The record is from the annotation of a GenBank genome assembly.